This is a messenger RNA of Cololabis saira (Pacific saury), 657 nucleotides long. It is a transcript of the gene hopx, whose product is annotated as HOP homeobox. Lineage: Eukaryota; Metazoa; Chordata; Actinopteri; Beloniformes; Belonidae. Gene Ontology annotation, cellular component: nucleus. The record is from RefSeq and is a predicted model, not a curated record. The coding region runs from base 209 to 436 and encodes 75 amino acids. Gene Ontology annotation, biological process: regulation of transcription by RNA polymerase II; cell differentiation. The transcript has 2 exons. Gene Ontology annotation, molecular function: DNA binding.
CUGCACAGUCUCUCUCACACACACACUCCCUCUCACACACUCUCUCUCUCACACACACACACGCUCUCAAACAGCCGCAGCAGAACUGUCAACUCCAGUCUCAACUCCGCUCCAGCUGCGCGCACAUCAGGAUCUGCAGAGACAGAGGAGCGACCCGGGACCAGGACGGAGAGAGGACCCGAUCACAGGAAUAAUCAUAAUUAUAAUAAUGGCUUCUCAGACGACAGACGGGCUCAAACUGUCGGAGGAUCAGAUCAAAGUGCUGGAGGAUAAUUUCAACAGAGUCAGCAAACACCCGGACGGGAUGACGCUCAUUCUGAUCGCUGCGGAGUGCGGGCUGUCGGAGCAGCAGACGCAGAAAUGGUUCCAGCAACGCAACGCAAAGUGGAGGCAGGCGGAGGGUCUUCCAGCCGAACUGGGAUCAGUGUUGGACUGAGACUUUUCCGAUCACCUCCUGGACACACGACGCUCUUUGCUGAGCUUAUUCCUCCCGGAUGGACUUGACCUACCCUCCUCUUCCUUCCCCAUUCCUUCUCUACCUGUACUUUCCUCAAUUUUGUAUCUAUUAAGCUAUUUUAUCUUGCAGAAUGUGAAGGUGUUUCUAUUGUUGCCAAUGUAACCUCCGUGUUUACAGAAAUAAACAUUAUUGUAAGUAAA